Molecule: messenger RNA, 2163 nt
Organism: Scomber scombrus (Atlantic mackerel)
Lineage: Eukaryota; Metazoa; Chordata; Actinopteri; Scombriformes; Scombridae
Product: protein MTSS 1-like
Exons: 13
Coding region: 31-2163 (710 amino acids)
Biological process (GO): positive regulation of actin filament bundle assembly; adherens junction maintenance; plasma membrane organization
Cellular component (GO): actin cytoskeleton; cytoplasmic side of plasma membrane
Molecular function (GO): actin binding; phospholipid binding
Source: RefSeq, a predicted model, not a curated record
ACCAGAGACAUCGGCUCGGCUCUCACCAGGAUGUGCAUGAGGCACCGCAGCAUCGAGGCCAAACUCCGCCAGUUCUCCAUGGUGUUUCUGGACUGUCUGAUCAGCCCUCUACAGGAGCAGAUGGAGGAGUGGAAGAGAGUCGCCAACACUCUGGACAAAGAUCACGCCAAAGAGUACAAGAAAGCUCGUCAGGAGAUCAAGAAAAGAUCUUCAGACACUCUGAAGCUGCAGAAGAAAGCAAAGAAAGCUGAUGUAUUCGGCCGCGGAGACAUCCAACCACAGCUGGACAGCGCCAUGCAGGACGUCAACGAUAAGUAUCUGCUGCUGGAGGAGACGGAGAAGCAGGCGGUGAGGAAAGCCUUGGUGGAGGAGAGGAGUCGCUUCUGCUGCUUCGUCUCCAUGCUGCGGCCCGUCGUGGAGGAGGAGAUGUCCAUGUUGGGGGAGAUCACUCACCUGCAGACUCUGACCGACGACCUGAAGACUUUAACGAUGGAUCCACACAAGCUGCCGGCCUCCAGCGAGCAGGUGAUCGUGGACCUGAAAGGCUCCGAGUGCACCUGGUCCUACCAAACCCCGCCCUCGUCGCCAAGCACCACCGUAUCCAGGAAGUCUAGCAUGUGCAGCAGCCUGAACAGCGUGAACAGCAGUGACUCUCGCUCCAGCGGCUCUCACUGUCACUCUCCCACCUCUCACUUCCGUUACCGAGCCUCCUCUUCGUCGUCCUCGGCGAUGCCUCAGCAGACGCCGGCCCGCCUCUCCUCCGUCUCCUCCCACGACUCCGGCUUCAUCUCCCAGGAUGCAUUUCAGUCCAAAUCACCGUCACCCAUGCCUCCAGAAACCUCGCAGUCUGUCAAUGACGGGCCUUCCUCUUCUUCCUCCUCCUCUUCCUCACCUUCACACCAUGAGCCACAACAGUUGUCAAAUGGUUUCGACCAUCACGCUGCCCUCUGCCUGCACGGCGCGGUACUGCAGGCCCAGGACACCCACCUCCACCCUCCAUACUUCACCUACUCCUCCUCCUCCUCCUCCACCACCACCUCUCCCAUCUCCUCGCCCUCCUAUUCGUCUGUUUCUCCCAUGUGGCCGUGGUCUCGUUCAGGCUCCGGCCUGUCGGCAGACUUCCCGCCACUCUGCUCCUCGGGGCUUGGAACGGUCCCGUCGUCCAGAAUCCCGUCCUGGAAGGACUGGGCCAAACCGGGCCCGUAUGACCAGCCGAUGGUCAACACCCUGAAGAGGAACAAGGACAGGAGAGAGACUACAGAUCCCAGCAGCCACCACGGCAUCGAUGUCACUACACCAGGGGAGGAGCUGCACGGAGUCAAAGGAAGCCACUCCGUCACAUCACAUAAGGAGGACAGGGACGCCCAUGAGGAGCUGGCCCGAGCCCUGGCCCGAGGCCUCCAGCUGGACAUCCACGGCUCCAGCAGAGACUCGCUGCAGGGCUCCAGCGGCUACAGCAGCCAGACCAACACACCCUGCUGCUCAGAGGACACCAUCCCUUCACAAGUAUCAGACUGUGAUUACUACACUGUGGGAGUGGAUCAGGAGGGCGAGCAUCAGCAGUCAUCAGACUUCGAUAAAUCCUGCACCAUCCCCCGGAAUAGCGACAUCAGUCAGUCGUACCGCCGCAUGUUCCAGUCCAAACGCCCAGCCUCCACCGCCGGCCUGCCCUCCAACCCCUCUGCCAUUAUCACCCCUGGAACCGCCACCAUUAGACGGACACCGUCCUCCAAACCCAAUCUGCGGCGCCCAUCUGGAGGCCUUAAUUUGGGCCCCAUCCCCAUCAAGCCCCCAAUGAUCCCGGUCAAGACCCCCACAGUGCCUGAUCAUCCUGGUUUCCCCAGCAGGGCGGCGUCAGAAGAUGGCAACACGCCACGAACCCCACUGAGCCCCGCAACCACCCCUUUGUCACCAGGCAGCAGCGGGCCGCUGUCAUCCAAGUCCAGUCUCUGGGAGAGCCAGCACCAGGCCGAGGGGUCCGAUCCUCCCACCCCACCACCGCAGCCCGGUGGUCGGGUGUCAGAGUUUGAGCGCCGGCCUCUCCCAGAGCUUCUGGAGGAGACAGAAUAUGGCGAGGUGGAAGACUUUCUCGUGGCGAUCCGACGAGGCGUCAGGCUCAAGAGGGCGAUGACCAACGACCGAUCGGCACCAAUUAUUCACUGA